AUGCCUGCCAAAGAGAAAUACUCGGUCAUUCUUCCAACCUACAACGAGCGACGCAAUCUCCCCAUAAUAGUAUGGUUACUCGCUCGAACAUUCACUGAACACCAGUUAGACUGGGAGGUCAUCGUAGUCGACGACGGCUCCCCAGAUGGCACACUCGCCGUAGCCCGGCAGCUACAGGACCUCUAUACACCCUCACAUAUCGUUCUCAAACCUCGAGCCGGCAAGCUUGGUCUAGGUACCGCAUACGUCCAUGGUUUGAAGCAUGCCACUGGCAGCUUCGUUAUCAUAAUGGACGCCGACUUCUCUCACCAUCCUAAAUUUCUGCCGCAAAUGAUUAGCAUCCAAAAAGAGCGAGACUACGAUAUUGUCACUGGAACUCGGUAUGCAGGUGAUGGGGGCGUGUAUGGCUGGGACUUGAAGAGGAAGUUUGUGUCAAGAGGUGCUAAUUUAUUUGCGGAUACUGUGCUGAACCCGGGUGUGAGCGAUUUAACAGGAAGCUUCAGGUUGUAUAAAAGAGAGGUCUUGGAAGCUGUGAUCAGCAGUACAGAGAGCAAGGGAUACACAUUCCAAAUGGAGAUGAUGGUCAGAGCGAAAGCAAUGGGUUUUAAGGUUGCAGAAUGUCCGAUCAGCUUCGUGGAUAGGGUGUAUGGCGAAAGUAAAUUAGGGGGUGAUGAAAUCGUGGAAUAUGCGAAGGGUGUCCUUGGAUUGUGGUGGAAAGUUUAG
This is a messenger RNA of Bacidia gigantensis, 723 nucleotides long. RefSeq names its product dolichol-P-mannose synthesis (gene DPM1). NCBI's taxonomy places the organism in Eukaryota, Fungi, Ascomycota, Lecanoromycetes, Lecanorales, Ramalinaceae. The transcript has 3 exons. The record is from RefSeq and is a predicted model, not a curated record. The coding region runs from base 1 to 723 and encodes 240 amino acids. Gene Ontology annotation, molecular function: dolichyl-phosphate beta-D-mannosyltransferase activity. Gene Ontology annotation, biological process: GPI anchor biosynthetic process; protein O-linked glycosylation via mannose. Gene Ontology annotation, cellular component: endoplasmic reticulum membrane.